Nomascus leucogenys (northern white-cheeked gibbon) is the source of this 3762-nucleotide messenger RNA. RefSeq names its product zinc finger protein 146 (gene ZNF146). Gene Ontology annotation, biological process: regulation of cytokine production; regulation of immune system process; negative regulation of transcription by RNA polymerase II. Lineage: Eukaryota; Metazoa; Chordata; Mammalia; Primates; Hylobatidae. The record is from RefSeq and is a predicted model, not a curated record.
AGGACUCCCAGACCCCUCACCUUCUGCCUCCCCUGGUCGCGUCCGGGUCCUUGCGGAGCUAACUAGCUCGCCACGACGUCAAGAACGACGUAACGUCAGGCCGCUGUGGGCUCAGGGAAUUGUAGUCCAGAGCCAGAUCGGCCACGGACAAAAUGGCGUUCUCUUAUCUCUGAGUCCGGGCCUGGUUCAUUUUGAAAUUUUUGCGCCCCCGAGGCUUCGGAGAGGGCGUCGCCACUCCAGACUCUCCAGCAAGCUUGAAGUCAUCUGACGCUAAAGGACUACUUACCUCAAGAGCUCCAUCGUCACAGAAGGAGGCGGCCAAGUUCGCGGGGGGAGGGGAGGAGACAAGAGAGUCGACCAGUAAAGCCUCAAGGGAAAUGUAGUCCAAGGCCUGAGAAGCGGCGUUGCUGGUAAUAGAAGGUAAUUCAGUACCAGCCUGGGCCUGGCCGCGGUGACCGAGGCGGGCCGCGUCGCGGAGACUUCUGGGAGUGCUUCCUCGCUCUCCGAGUGCGCAAGCGCAGCGCACCGAGUGGACAUUUUGGUCUUUGUCCGCGGGUCAGUACGGCCCCUGGGUCCACGUGGCGCGAAAGUAGGAGGUUAUAUGAUCUUCUGUUGAAGCAAGAAGACAAACUGUAUGGUGGAGAAAGAAGUGGGAAGGAUCUGUGCAGAAGAAGCCUGAGAAGAUGAUGCACAGAUAGAGAGGCACCAGGACUUGGGAGGCACAUUGAUCCAUCUCCAGGAAAGACUGAGAAAAAGCAUUGAAUAUAAGAAAAAAUACUUCCUCUGUUCUCAGAUCUUAUUUGUUUUAAGGCCACACAUUUUUGAAGUUUUGAGUUUGAAACACAACCUGGACUGAAAUCAUGAGGGAGGUUGUGUAGGAAAGAAUCAUCAAGGGACUUAGUUGGGAGCUUCUCUACCACAGCUUACUCCUUAUGGUAUUAACCCCCUUUAAGUGUAAAUGCCUUUGGUUUAAAACGUUUGUACCUCAUCUGUUACCAGAGUGUUCAUACUGGAGAGAAACCCUAUGAAUUUACUGAAUGUGGGGCAACUGUUAUUCAUAUGUUGCAUUUCGUCGAACGUGGAAGUCAUGCUGAAGAGAAACCCCGUGCUUCUAAGGAGUAUUGACAAGCCCUUAGCUAGAUGACAAUCUCAUUGAGAAGCAGAAAAUUCAUGCUGGAGAGAAACCAGUGAAGGUAGCAAUACUUCAUUGAAUAUUAGAAAAUUUUUCUGGAGAGAAAGCAUUGAAUGUACUGAGUAUGAUAACACUUCCUCUCGAACCUUAUCCCUUACUCCGUAUUUGGGAGAUCAUACACAGAGAAGCCUUAUAAAUGUAAGAGAUGUGGAAAUAUCUUCAGCCAAAAGUAAAUCCUCACUCAUCAAGAAAUUUUUACUGGAGAGAAACCUUGUGAAUGUGGGAAAGCUUCCAUUCAGAUGUCACACCUCAGCCAGCAGAGAAUUUACAGUGGGGAAAACCCCUUUGCCUGUAAGGUAUGUGGGAAAGUCUUCAGCCACAAGUCAAACCUCACUGAGCAUGAGCAUUUUCACACGAGAGAGAAACCUUUUGAAUGUAACGAGUGUGGAAAAGCCUUUAGCCAAAAGCAGUAUGUCAUUAAACAUCAGAACACCCAUACGGGUGAGAAGCUUUUCGAAUGUAAUGAAUGUGGAAAAUCCUUUAGCCAGAAGGAAAACCUCCUUACGCACCAGAAAAUUCACACUGGAGAAAAACCUUUUGAGUGUAAAGAUUGCGGGAAAGCUUUCAUUCAGAAGUCAAACCUCAUCAGACACCAGAGAACUCACACAGGAGAGAAGCCCUUUGUAUGUAAGGAGUGUGGAAAAACCUUCAGUGGCAAAUCCAACCUUACUGAGCAUGAGAAAAUCCAUAUUGGAGAGAAGCCUUUUAAAUGUAGUGAAUGUGGAACAGCCUUUGGCCAGAAGAAGUACCUCAUAAAACAUCAGAACAUUCACACUGGAGAGAAACCCUAUGAAUGUAACGAAUGUGGAAAAGCCUUCUCUCAGCGAACAUCACUUAUUGUACAUGUGAGGAUUCAUUCAGGUGAUAAACCUUACGAAUGCAAUGUUUGUGGGAAAGCCUUCUCUCAGAGCUCAUCUCUCACUGUGCAUGUGAGAAGCCAUACAGGGGAGAAGCCCUAUGGUUGUAAUGAAUGUGGGAAAGCUUUCUCUCAGUUCUCAACCCUUGCUCUGCAUUUGAGAAUACACACAGGUAAGAAGCCUUAUCAGUGCAGUGAAUGUGGGAAAGCUUUCAGCCAGAAGUCACACCACAUUAGACACCAGAAAAUUCAUACUCACUAAAAAUCCCAUGAACGCCUUGAAAGCGGGAAAGCUUUCAUUAGAGAUUUGCGCCUCAUCAUGCCCCAGAAAUAAUCCUUCUGAAGCAAAGCACCACGAAUGAGGUUAACGUUAACAAGUACUAAAAACCUAAGGGACACCAGAAAAUUUGUACUGAAGAGAGAGACAUGCAUAUGAUUAAAAGCCUAUGUCCAGCAGAGAAACCUGCAGCAGAGGUAGUGGUGAAAGUUUAGGCACAUUUUCACUAAAAAUGGGAACAGAAAAUGGAGGCCUGUUUUUUAUUGCUACCACCGUAGAUCUGGAGAUCUUCGCCAGUAACAAGAAAAAUAAAUUGUAAAUAUUGGAAAGGAACAGACAAAAAUAGAUGACAUGGUCAUCUACAACUAAUAUUAAGACUCCUGUGGUAUUGAUUCAACAGAGCAGAAGAGAUUUCAAAAAAAGACCUAUGCAUUUAUUAGAAUUUGGAAUAUGAUGCAGGUGGCAUCCGGAAGUGAGGAAAUAAUGGAACUAUUUUUUUUAAGUGGAGGUAGUUUGUUCUCCAAGUGGGAAAAGUAGACCAUGAACUAUACACAAAAGUGAAUCCAGAGAUUAAAAACAGAAAUAAGGAAAAGCUAUAUACUAAAAUGCAUAUGACCUUGGGAAUAGGGAAACAUUCCUUGGAACAACUUGAGAAAUACUUAGCAGUUCUGCUUGUGAGUAUGAAUGCUCAGGAAAUACACACUAGGAUAUUUACUGUGGCUUGAUUUGUAGUAGCCAAAAAUUAGGAACAACUGAGAAAGCCCAUCACGAACAAUAUGGGAAAUUCUUAUGUAAUACUAUAUAUCUGUAAAAUGCAACAAAUGAAAUCCACAUGUAUUAACAGAAAGAUCCCAAAAUUGUUGAGGGGGGUCAAGUUGCAGAAUGAUGCAGAUAGUACAAUGAUUUUUUGUAAAUUUGAAUUAAAAGUUUCCUCACAAAACUCAGUACUAUCUAUUGGUAAUGGAUGCAUAUAUGUAUGUACAUGUUUUUGAAAUGGAUUGGAAGGAUACAGACCAAACUCUUGAUAGUGGUCACCUGUGAAGAGUGGAGAAGGGAAAGUAAUGAGUGUGGGAGGUGGGAUGGGUAUUGGUUAAAGGGGACUUGAGCUUUUUAUAUAAACAUCCACUUCUCUUUCAAAAGACUUCAAGUAAAUAUAAGAAGAUACUGAUUGAUUCUGGAUUGUGGUAUAGGGAUAUCUUGUCUUAUUUUUUGUACUUUUCUGUAUUUUUAAAAUUUCUCAAAAUAGGAAUGGGAGUGAGGAUGGGAAUGCUGUAUCUGUGGAAGUAAUGUUUUACUGGAUUCAUUUCCAAUCAAAUACUAAACAUUUUAUAGAAAAUAUUUCUAAAAUUUUAUCACGGAUGAAUGGAUGGACUUGCUCUCUGUGUAAUAUGAAAUUAAUCUAUUUUAUUAAAAUUUAAAAUGACAGCACAAUCCAAA